Molecule: messenger RNA, 1035 nt
Organism: Microthlaspi erraticum
Lineage: Eukaryota; Viridiplantae; Streptophyta; Magnoliopsida; Brassicales; Brassicaceae
Source: the annotation of a GenBank genome assembly
AUGGAUAAACCGCAAUAUAGUCCGACAACCGGUGAAUUGACGGAUGAGUAUGCACAUGGCAUUGAAGAGUUUAUGGCGUUGGCAUCAAACAACAUCAUGACUUCUGAAUACGGUAAAAUGUAUUGUCCUUGUGUUAGAUGUCGGAAUCAUAGAUUAGUGAACCAUUUGUGUAGAUACGGAUUUAUGCAUGGUUAUAAGGUUUGGUAUUCUCAUGGAGAAACCGAUUUAAUGGUUCAAAAUUAUGGUAGCACUUCGGAUAUAUUAAUAUUAGGUGGUAGAUCGGUUAGAUUAGAGGAACCAACACCGGUGAUUGUGGAGAAGGUUAAGGUGAUUGUGGAGAAGGUCAAGGUGAAUAAGGUGGACCUUCUUACUCAGCUGUCUCAAGCGGACUCCUCUGUGGAAGAUUUGUCUCGAGCUCAAAUCAACAAUCUUGUUAUCAAGGUAGUUCCUCUCCGAAAAGGUUGCCGUCCAGGAUUGGGUAACAUUGCAGACACGGAUCCUGCAACAUCUUUUUUUUCUGACUACAACGACGACCUCCUUCAGCAGAACGAUGAGCUCAAAGAAAAGGUAGCUGCUUUGGAAGCUUCCAAAGCAGAAACUGAAGAGUGGCUAUCUAGUAUUCAAGAGGAACUCACCUCUACAAAGAGUAAGGUCUCUAACAUGGAUGCAUUUAUGCGAAGAAUAUGCUCCGCACCUUUGGCGGAACUGUGGGGCGUUUACUAUGGUCUUUAUAUUGCCUGGGAGAAACAGGUUCCGCGACUUGAAGUUGAAGUUGAUUCGGAGCUGGUGGUCGGCUUUCUCAAGAAUGGGAUUGGUGAGGCGCACCCGCUAUCUUUCCUGGUACGGCUGUGCCAUGGCUUUAUCACAAAGGACUGGACAGUCCGUAUUAAUCGUCUAGCUGAUGGAUUAGCAAACUAUGCCUUUACUUUUCAAAUGGGUUUCCAUGAUCUGCCUUUGGUUCCUGAUAGUGUUGAUUCAAUCUUACAGGACGAUGUAUUAGUAUAUGAGUGUCCGAGAGAUGUUAUUGUUGACUAG